This is a messenger RNA of Gossypium raimondii (Peruvian cotton), 780 nucleotides long. RefSeq lists its product as uncharacterized. The transcript is spliced from 2 exons. The record is from RefSeq and is a predicted model, not a curated record. Bases 1 to 780 code for a protein of 259 amino acids. NCBI's taxonomy places the organism in Eukaryota, Viridiplantae, Streptophyta, Magnoliopsida, Malvales, Malvaceae.
AUGCCCAAUUAUGUGAAAUUUAUGAAAGACAUAUUGUCAAAGAAGCGUAGAUUAGGAGAAUUUGAGGCUGUUGCUCUCACUGAAGGGUGCACAACAAUAUUGAUGAAUAAAUUACCUCCAAAGCGAAAGGGUCCAAUGAGUUUCACUAUCUCGUGUUCCAUUGGAAAUCAUUAUGUUGGUAAGGCUUUAUGUGACUUAGGAGCAAGUAUAGAUCUAAUGCUUAUGUCUAUUUAUAGGAAUCUAGGAAUUGGGAAAACAAGACUUACUAUGGUGACUUUACAAUUAGCUGAUCGGUCCUACGCCCAUCUGAAAGGUAAAAUUGAGGAUGUACUUGUAAGAGUGGAUAAAUUUAUCUUUCCUGUUGAUUUUCUUGUUCUAGAAUUUGAAGCUGAUCAAAAUGUGCCAAUUAUCCAUGGAAGACCUUUUCUUGCUACAGAAACGAAAGUGGAGGAGGAAUUCAACAGAAUUUGCCACAAUAAUUCUGAUAAUAACAAAGAGUUAUUAGAAAGGAUUGAUGAAGUACGUUUCAAAGAACUCGGUGAAUUCAUGGAAGCCAAACAGACAUUGGAGAGACCAGGGAAAAAGUUUGACUCUUUGGAUUUAUCAAGUCAUUCAUUCAGGCCUCCUAGACCUUCUGUAGAGGAACCUCCUACAUUGGAGUUGAAACCUUUGCCACAACAUUUAAAAUAUGAAUACUUGGGAGAUAACAGUACCUUACCGAUUUUGAUUUCUGCGAAAUUGACAUUCGAACAAGAAGUCAAUUUGCUGGAAGUCCUGUGA